CCGCGCAGCCUCGCCUGGGACCGGCGCCAGAGGAGGAGCGAUGGGGGCCGGCCGAGAUCCCAUCUAAUGCCGAGGCUGAAGGAAUCACGCUCCCACGAGUCACUUCUCAGUCCCAGUAGCGCGGUGGAGGCCCUCGAUCUCAGCAUGGAGGAGGAGGUGGUCAUUAAGCCGGUGCACAGCAGCAUCUUGGGACAAGACUAUUGCUUUGAGGUGACGACUGCAUCAGGUAGCAAAUGCUUCUCAUGCCGAUCUGCUGCAGAACGGGACAAAUGGAUGGAGAACCUGCGGAGAGCUGUGCAUCCCAACAAGGACAAUAGCAGGCGAGUCGAGAACAUGCUCAAGCUAUGGAUUAUUGAAGCGAAAGACGUACCAGCCAAGAAGAAGUACUUAUGCGAACUGUGCUUGGAUGAGGUUCUCUAUGCACGGACAACAUGCAAGUUGAAAACGGACAAUGUCUUUUGGGGGGAGCACUUUGAGUUCAACAACCUCCCAUCGCUGCGGAGCAUCACCAUCCAUUUGUACAAAGAGACGGACAAGAAGAAGAAGAAAGACAAGACCAACUUCAUUGGGCUGGUCAACAUCCCAGCAGGCUCUGUCACAGGACGGCAGUUUGUUGAGAAGUGGUACCCUGUGGUCACGCCUAACCCCAGUAAGGGCAAAUCUGGGGGACCCAUGAUCCGCAUCAAAUCGCGCUACCAAAGCAUGAGCAUCCUUCCCAUGGAGAUGUACAAGGAGUUUGCAGAGUACAUCACCAACAACUACCUGGCUCUCUGCUCAGUCCUGGAGCCAGUGUUGAGUGUGAAGAACAAGGAAGAGAUGGCCUCAGCUUUGGUCCACAUCCUACAAAGCACUGGAAAGGCCAAGGAUUUCUUGACGGACCUCAUGAUGUCUGAGGUGGACCGCUGUGGUGAAAAUGAGCACCUUAUUUUCAGAGAGAACACCCUUGCCACAAAGGCGAUCGAGGAAUACCUCAAGCUGGUGGGGCAGAAGUACUUGCAAGAUGCCUUAGGCGAGUUUAUCAAGGCUCUCUAUGAAUCAGAUGAGAAUUGUGAGGUAGAUCCUAGCAAAUGCUCAUCCUCAGAUCUCCUGGAGCAUCAAAGCAAUCUGAAGAUGUGCUGCGAACUGGCAUUUUGCAAAAUCAUCAACUCAUACUGCGUGUUCCCGCGAGAGCUGAAGGAAGUCUUUGCCUCCUGGCGGCAGGAGUGCAGCAGCCGUGGCCGCCCCGACAUCAGCGAGAGGCUAAUCAGCGCCUCCUUGUUCCUCCGCUUCCUCUGCCCGGCCAUCAUGUCCCCGUCUCUCUUCAACCUGCUGCAGGAAUAUCCUGACGAUCGCACGGCCCGCACUUUGACCCUCAUUGCCAAGGUCACGCAGAACCUGGCCAACUUCGCCAAGUUCGGCAGCAAAGAAGAAUACAUGUCGUUCAUGAAUCAGUUCUUGGAACACGAAUGGACGAACAUGCAGCGGUUUCUGUUGGAGAUCUCCAAUCCUGAGACUAUUUCCAACACGGCGGGCUUUGAAGGGUAUAUUGACCUGGGCCGGGAGCUGUCCACCUUGCAUUCUCUGCUCUGGGAGGUUAUUUCACAGCUGGAUCAGAACACAGCAACCAAACUUGGACCACUGCCACGCAUUCUUAGGGACGUCAACGCAGCGCUCAGCAACCCCUCCUGCGUGCAAGUCUCAGUCAGUGCCGAUCGGGCCGUGUCAACGCCAAAUGCCGGCAACAGCAUCUCUGUGGGGCUGCAGAAGAUGGUGAUCGAGAAUGAUUUAUCUGGUCUGAUAGAUUUCACACGGUUACCGUCUCCAACCCCUGAAAACAAGGACUUGUUUUUUGUCACAAGGUCUGCGGGGGCACAGCCCUCGCCUGCCCGGAGCUCCAGCUAUUCGGAGGCCAAUGAGCCCGAUGUGCAGAUGCCCAACGGCAGCAAGAGCCUCUCCAUGGUGGACUUGCAAGACAAUCGGAUUUUGGACAGUGGGGCCACCAUACCAGGAACGGCCGACUCUCUCAAUGACAGUCAGUCCUCCAUCGGGCAGGUCCCGGGUGUCUGGAGCACACGAACUCAGCAGAACAACGUGGCCGGCAUGGCCACCGUACGUAGGGUGGGCCAAACCCCAACGACACCCAAUGCCGAGAGUGCCCCCGGCAGGCCCCAGCUCUUGGCUCCCCUCUCCUUCCAGAACCCAGUUUACCAGAUGGCGGCGGGGCUGCCGCUCUCGCCCCGGGGCCUGGCGGACUCUGGGUCCGAGUGCCACAGUUCACUCAGUUCUCACAGCAACAGUGAGGACUUGGCAGCUAACAAACAUGGCUUCACCAACCCAGCUGCCACCGAGGACUUCAACCGGCGAGCAGGGGAAUUGGCCCGCCGGCAGCUCUCACUAACGGACAAGGCGGGGCAGCCAACAAUGCCCCGGCAAAACAGCGGCGGCCCCCAGAGGCGGAUAGACCAGCCACCGCCUCCUCCUCCUCCACCACCCCCCAUUACACGGGGCCGGACGCCACCCUCUUUGCUGAACACCAUGCAGUACCCGAGGCCGUCCAGCGGGGGCAUGCACUCCUCCUCGCCUGAUUGGCCAGGCAGUGGAGCACGGCUCCGGCAGCAGUCCUCCUCCUCCAAGGGCGACAGCCCGGAGAUGAAGCAGCGCACCAUGCACAAGCAGGCCCCUUCUCCUGUGAACCCCAAUGCCCUGGACCGCACGGCCGCUUGGCUGUUGAAUAUGAACGUGCAGCUCUUGGAAGACGAGAGCAGCGACCCCGAGCCCAAGCGCAGGGAUAAGGGCCGAACUAAAGACGAGCUCAGCCAAGGGGAAAAGUAUCAGCAGGACGUGGUGGUCUUGCAAGACAAGCUGCGCAUCUCCAACAAGAAGCUGGAGGAAUACGAAGCCCGCUUCAAGUGCCAGGAGGAGACCACCCAGAAGCUGAUGAUGGAAUAUCAAGCGAGGCUGGAGGAGAGUGAGGAGAGGCUGCGCCGGCAGCAGGAGGACAAGGAGAUCCAGAUGAAGGGGAUCAUCAGCAGGCUGAUGUCAGUGGAGGAGGAGUUGAAGAAAGACCACGCAGAAAUGCAGGCAGCCGUGGACUCCAAGCAGAAGAUCAUAGAUGCACAGGAGAAGCGCAUAGCCUCACUGGACGCAGCCAAUGCCCGGCUAAUGAGUGCCCUCACGCAGCUGAAAGAGAGGUACAGCAUGCAGACACGUAACGGGAUCUCCCCCACAAACCCAACUAAAUUGCAGAUUACAGAGAACGGCGAAUUCCGAAACAGCAGCAAUUGCUAACCCGUGGGAGUGGCUGCUGCAGGAAAGAGAGAGAGAGAGAGAGUCUGGCCCAAGAGAGUGCACAGCAGCAGCAGCCGCCGCAGGCGGAGGGGUGAGCCAUGUUCAGAGAUGGUUGCGGCCCCACCUGGCCCUCCCCACACUGGGGGGACACAACUCCCCCGCAGCCCUCUUCAUCAAAGAUGGUGCACGUGACAGUCAAGACCUGCGCCCCGUGCGUUCAAGGGACAGGAAGAUCAAGCCGCGUGCGAGGGAAUAAAACCACAAUGGCGGCGACCCAAAGUGUGGAAACGGAGUACCCUUUUCCUGCUCGAGCUGCCCAAAAGGACACAGCUGGGAUGCCGGAAGGGCCUUGUUGGUUUGUGAAGCGUUCUAGAGGGAGGAGCUGGGCCAGGCCAUGGGACACACUAGCACAAGCUCAUAGGAAGCAGGAAGGCUGCACUCAGCGGCUGGGGGUGGAGACGUCGGUUGGGGAGCCCUCCGGUGCUCCGCCACUGCGCUGGGCUCUUCUCUCUGGCUCAGUUCCACUUUCCACGCUCUGCCACCCAGAAACCCACCCAGCAGUUCUCAGUGGUUUUAUCUCUGCCUUGGGAUUUGUUCCGUCCCUUUAUCAAAAGUCCCUCCCAUUUCCAAGGGCUGCCCCAUUCUUCACAGUGAAUCUGCUCCUUCCCUUGAAAUGGGCAGGGCACGCUUUGCACGCAGAAGCGCCAUGCAUAUGACUCGGGCCAAGAGAGACCAUGCUGAAGGCUCUGCGCUGAGUCCCAGACAUCUCUGUUUGAAAGGACUGCAGGUGUUAGGAUAGAGAUCUCUGUGUGUCAGAGACCCUGGCAUGGCACUGCCACUCUGUCUAGAUAGCAUUGGCCUAGAUGGGUCAGUGCUCUGAUGCAGGAUAAGGUAGCUUCAUCCGAUGACUGUAGCUCGGUUGAAGUGAGAGCUUUGGUGUCGUGGCUAAAGGAACGAAAACCUCUCUAAGUUUGGGUUGUUCCCUAAUGUAGCAGGGGUACCCAAGUAGCGAGCCUCCAUGGCAGACCACUUCCCUUUCCAAUAUGCAUGGGACUCAGUCUCUCAAAUCUGGAUGCCAGAGAGUAGUACUCUGUACCUAGAUGGUCUUAAAUUUGCCGCCUUCUGGGGAAGUCACCGGUCUGUUUCUCUCCUUGAUAAGGAAGCAAUCACUUUGUUAAAACGAAAGUGAAUGUUCACGAGCAUUUUGCACCGAGGAAUCCUGUGCUGCGGAAGUCCCGGCUACAGCUGUGCCCCUGUGCAGUACAGUGCUUAGCCUCACAAUUGGUGCCCGUCUUGGCCCAGAGGCCUUCUCUGGUGUGGCUUUCUUGAGAAGACCCCAGCAACACCGGGCUGCAUUUGUUGAGCUCAUAGUCAAGAUUUUGUCUGGUGGGAUCAGUGAAGUUGCCAGGGAGCGGCUCACCUGUUUUCAUGGUGUUAGGGAGGUGUGGCCCCAGAAAGAAGGCUGCAGUGUCCCUUUUUUGCUAGGGAACACAGGCAGACGAAGUCCCUUAGGAUGAGAGCUGAGACCUUUCGGGACAUGUCUGGGCAGCAGCUUCUCAGAAUGGGGGUUGUGCGAUUAAGCACUAAAAUGUGGAACAGUAUGAGCAAAACAAAACAGAAACGAGAAAGAUGUGCAUGGUUUUCUGCCCCAGAAUUUAGAGCAGAUUCCCCCCAUACCAACGCUGCUUAUUCCCUGGUCUGUUCUUUAAUGUUGAAUCAGGGCCUCCAAUGCCAAAAAUGCUCUUCCGCCUAGAAGCACCUUCAGUUGUUGAGUCAGUGCCCGCACACUGAGCACUCCCAGCUGCCCCCCCUCCCCCCCAGCACCGCAUUCAUGCACUCUGGCCAAACUAACCUCCACUAACAAUAGGGUCCUGCCCUCCUUUGAGCUCUUUGGUGGUUUACUAGUGGAAAGGGGUACACGGCAGGGUAUUCGUGCCGUCUGCAGCAUUGCCACUCAACAGGCACAGGAGAAAAAUCAGCUACCUGGAAGCACGAAGAUUGGUAACUGCUAUCUCUUUUCUUUCACAGUAUGCAUUAGGAAAAAAAAUUACCCAAAACCAAAGCAGGCCACUUUCUGGAGUACUGUCCUCUUUUAAGUGGGAGUGGGUGCUGCGUGGGAAGUUAACCACCGUGAAGGCCCGAAAGGGAAUAACCGGCAAGAACAGCAGCCUCCGAAAAGUCUCUCCCCUUAUCAGAGUCGCUGGGCAGCCGUAAGCCAGGAUUAGCCGCUCCUAACUGCUUGCUCGUGGCUUAGUGGAAAGGGUCGCCUUCACUCACGGCAGGGCCUUGCGCUACUAACCUCCAGGCACCUCGUAGCUUGGGUUUUGCUUUUAAGUCAGUCCUGGUGAGCUCCCCCCCCCUCAGUGUCUUGUCUGUUACAAGACCAGGGAAGGACGAUGUGUAGGGGAGCUGCCCAUUCCACCCUGUAAGAGAAACGCGGUUGGCACUUUGGUGUGUAGAAUCUGAAAAGAAACAGGACAUCCUUUGCAUUCUGUGUGGCUCCCAAGAAAGGUUUCUGAGUUGCCUGGUGUUAAGCAUGGGCCAGCACCAGCGUGCCUGCCAGUGCAAACUCUGCACCCAGACCCACAAAUGUGGACUGUUACAAGAAAGAACAUUAUUUUCCAAGGAGCUGUUGUCUCAAUUUUUUUAAAAAAAACCUGAAGCCCUCAAAUCUGCACCGCUAUCCCACCCGGGACCGAAUGUUCUCCUAUCCUCAGACAAUCAUGUUAUUUUGCUGCACCCAAAUCUCUCCAAAAUACAAAAAGAAUGGACCUUUUAGAAUGGGCACCAGUGAUUGUCAGCAUUAAGAAUACCCCUUCCUAACGCCACCCCCCCAGGGCCCCCCCCAGUGCACCAGCUCAUCUGUAGGACGGAGUAUUUUAAAUGCACAAUGCCACAGAAGAUUGUAUCAGAGCGGGCAGUGGACACAGUUCAGGCCCCCAAGCUGAAAGCCUGGCCACCUAGAGCCCUGCACAGUGCUCCAAGGUAUUUGGUACAGAAUUCUAAUUACGCAGGCAGCCAACGCAGCCAGAAGCCCACUCCAAGGACCUCAGGCCAAAAGACUGCAUAAAUCCGCCAAGCGGCUGAUCUUUGUCAGAGGCUGGAUCUGUGCCCUUCGGCAGCUAUUUCUAAAGAUGUCAGGGAGGGGGUUCUGAGAGGAGCAUCCUUUGCAGGGGGGGCCCUGUUGCAGAGCAAGGCCUCGCUCAUAGCCCCUGCUAUCAGCCUAGGUUUACAUGGGUUUAUUAUGGUGGGUGAGAUGCUGUUGCGGAGAAGAUCCUGCUGCGCACGGGCUUUUUUUUGGCUCCCCACCCCUCUAGUUGCACAUGCACACUGGGUGACCCAACGCAGCCCGUCACUUAAGGGCUCAGUAGUGGAUUUGACGUACGGAUGUCCCUUACUCUUUUGACUGCCUCCCUGUUCUUUGCU
Messenger RNA from Gekko japonicus, 6693 nucleotides. It is a transcript of the gene DAB2IP, whose product is annotated as DAB2 interacting protein. The record is from RefSeq and is a predicted model, not a curated record. Bases 67 to 3267 code for a protein of 1066 amino acids. Lineage: Eukaryota; Metazoa; Chordata; Lepidosauria; Squamata; Gekkonidae. The transcript has 14 exons. Gene Ontology annotation, biological process: regulation of GTPase activity.